AUGGACAGGGAUGAAGAAAACGAAUACGUGCGACAAGAAUUGCAACAUCUUCAGCAAGCCAUUGACCAACUACCAAAACCCGGAAAGGUUUACGAUGACAUAGUCGAGGCUGCAAAACAAUUAAGUGCAACAAGAGAGUCGCUUCAAUCGAUCUUGCCUAAGAUGACGUCAGUGAGAACUGUUCAUGAGCAGGCACAAGUGCAAAUAAUGAAAUGUCAACUUCUGAUAGCGGAACUAGAAAAGACAAGACUUCAGUUCCUUCUAAUCCAAACUCAACUGAAGUCACUAUACGAUACAGCUAAUUUGCUAAUCAACACCAACGUUGUAUCCAGAUUAGAAUGGAACGCGAUGCUUCAAACCGCUGCAGAUGGUCCAAACGAAAUACUAUUAAAUCGUGAAGCACUCGAAGAAGUUAUCGAAGAACAACUAAAACUUCUAGAAGACUAUAAAAAUACCCUCAACAACAAACGACGGGAAAUACAAGAAGAAAAGAAACUUGAAAGAUACGAUUUGGAAGAUGAAAUGAGACAUGCACUUUGCGCGUUGAGAAACGCGUGCGAAAAUGUGCUACAAACGCCAAAAACACACGAUGAUGAGGAAAUGAAAAAGUACGACGCGCAGAAGACGGACAAGAGACCUCCCAUCGACACAAUAGAAACACAGUCCCUAAGCACGGAAACGAACACGUAUCAAGAGAAAAGCAAGGAAGAGAAAACUGAAACGACUGCGGAGGGAGCUUCGCAACCAGCGAAAGGUCAAAGUGUGCGUCAUCUACCCGAUAGCGACGAAAGUCAACGUCAAUCUAAAGACAUGGAACAAGAAAAUGUAGUAAGCAAACCUUCAGAAGAAGGGGAGGAAGAAAGGGCUCUUCAACCCUCACAAGAAGGGGAAGAAGUCUCAAAAGAAGGCCUGAACGAAGACGCAGACGUACCUGCAAGAGCGGAUGAUACCGAUGAAGACAGGGAUCACCCGGAAAGUCGAGGUGAUGAAGAAAGCCAGCCACUACUGGGCUUAAUCGACGACGAGAGAAACCAGCAUGAGGGAGACUUCCAGGAACUGCCCAGACUCGUCGAUGACGACGAGAUGCUGGAGCUGAUCGACGAACUUUAUGACGAGGAAUCUCCAGCACCUCGGGCGUCACCUGAAGAGGCAGAAGAUGUCGAACGAGGCGAGAGGGCCGAAGAGGCGAACAAUGAAGCAAAGAGUCAAGACGAUCAUGAGCAACGUAACAUCGAGGAAGGGAGAUCACCACUCGAGAUUCAACGGGAAAAACGUGAAAUUCAGCUGGCAAUCAAUGAAUUGAAUGCGCUCAUAAGGCAAUUGGAGGAACGACCGACAUGUCCUCCCCGCCGACUCCAGAACCGGGCCAUCUAUCGGGAAGCGGAUCGCUUUAUCCGCUGCGCUUGCCCUCCCACACCUGCUCCAUCCACUCCUCCUUCUACGACGACUGCUUCUUCGACCUCCUCUUCCGCGCCUUCUUCUGACGCAACUACUUCUUCGACUACUGCAUCAACUGCAAGCAGUAGUACAGGCGGAGCGAAAAAGCGAGAAGUUACAAAAGUGGAAGUGACAGUGAUCACCAACCAAAAAUACGAUCCACUGUUGAACGAUUCACAUCUGCAGGUGUUCAGAAUGCUGCUUAACGACUAUCUCAAGGUCAAUGGAAUCACUUACAACAAAGACCUGGUCCGAGAGCAAGUAAAAAACGAAGGAGGCAACUUUGCUGUACGUUACACAGUUUUGGGUGGUGAUUGCGCUAGGAUUAAGUACCUGGUCGCCAAUGGCGAACGUCAUGCUGAAUUCAUCGAGAAUGUGAUUGUCAAGUGUUGA
Molecule: messenger RNA, 1830 nt
Organism: Cylicocyclus nassatus
Lineage: Eukaryota; Metazoa; Nematoda; Chromadorea; Rhabditida; Strongylidae
Source: the annotation of a GenBank genome assembly